Molecule: messenger RNA, 237 nt
Organism: Cinara cedri
Lineage: Eukaryota; Metazoa; Arthropoda; Insecta; Hemiptera; Aphididae
Source: the annotation of a GenBank genome assembly
AUGGUCAUGGACGAGAACCCAGUCGGUAAAAGACCACUGGGAAGACCCAGAUUGAGGUGGGAAGAUGUGAUGAAAAAAUAUGUGGAAGCACUGAGUGUUGAAGACUAUACUGGAAAGCACGAGCGGCGGAUAGGGAGGCUGGAGAUGGCCUUGAUGGGCGACAAAUCCAAGAAGAAGAAAAAGAAGGAGAAGAUAAUUCGUCAUUAUUAUUGUUUAAACAUUUUGUUCGACCCCUAG